UUGAAAUUGAGAAGGUAUAUUUCUGAGGGUCAGGCGGUAUAUAUUAUCGAUAAGUCCACUGAUGUUUUUGUUUUGUAAUUUUGAGGUUGGAGCUGUGUAACUGCAUUGCUUCUGCACUCCACACCCCAGUAAACUAUUGCCCUGGUCACAGGGAAAGAAUCGCAUAACAAGCAAAACUACGACAGGAGCGAACGGGACGUGACCACACGGCCACCAAGAUCCACAACAAAGCACCUCCACAAUGGGUUUUCCGGACAAGGCAGAGCGGGCCAAGUGCUGGAGCACGCGCGACGAGUACUGGAAGUGCUUGGACGAAAAUGCGCCUAAGCACAGCUCCACGAGCGGCGAAAAGGUACCCAACGCCUGCAAAGAUUUGCGCAAGGCCUUCGAGCAGUCCUGCCCCGGCCAGUGGGUGAAACACUUUGACCGCAAGCGCACAUACGAGCAGUUCAAGGAAAAGAUGGCCAACGGCUACGACCCGCUGGAUGAGCGUGCCACAGGCGAGAAGCCAGCGAAAUAAAAGCCGGCGCCGGCAUUUGUCGGGUCGGUCUCAGUCGCUCGGUUGUUACGCUGUGUUUUGUAUCGUUAUAGUAUAGUAUAAAUUAAAACAAAUAACAAUCUA
Messenger RNA from Drosophila obscura, 622 nucleotides. RefSeq names its product cytochrome c oxidase assembly factor 6 homolog. Lineage: Eukaryota; Metazoa; Arthropoda; Insecta; Diptera; Drosophilidae. The coding region runs from base 242 to 520 and encodes 92 amino acids. Gene Ontology annotation, biological process: respiratory chain complex IV assembly. The record is from RefSeq and is a predicted model, not a curated record. Gene Ontology annotation, cellular component: mitochondrion; respiratory chain complex IV. The transcript is spliced from 2 exons.